Messenger RNA from Cokeromyces recurvatus, 1140 nucleotides. Its product is annotated as replication factor C subunit 2. Gene Ontology annotation, cellular component: DNA replication factor C complex; nucleus. Lineage: Eukaryota; Fungi; Mucoromycota; Mucoromycetes; Mucorales; Mucoraceae. The coding region runs from base 54 to 1109 and encodes 351 amino acids. Gene Ontology annotation, biological process: DNA repair; DNA-templated DNA replication. Gene Ontology annotation, molecular function: DNA clamp loader activity; DNA binding; ATP binding. The transcript is spliced from 5 exons. The record is from RefSeq and is a predicted model, not a curated record.
UUUUUUUUUAUUUUACUUUAUUUUAUUGUAUUAAGCCUAGUCUACUCGUACAAAUGAGCUUUUUUGCACCAAGAACAGCCACUUUAAAUAAAACAGAUAAAAAUGAUAAAGCAGAAUUGUUAAAAAAGAAUCAACCUUGGGUUGAGAAAUAUCGUCCAAAGACUAUGGAUGAUAUUUCAUCACAAGAACAGGCAGUACUUGUUUUAAAGAAAGCACUUCAGUCUGAAAAUUUGCCUCAUUUACUUUUCUAUGGUCCACCAGGUACUGGUAAAACAUCUACUAUUUUAGCCUUAGCUAAUGAACUUUAUGGUCCCAAGUUAAUUAAAUCACGUAUUUUGGAAUUAAAUGCCUCUGAUGAAAGAGGUAUUCAAAUUAUCCGUGAUAAAGUCAAAAACUUUUCCAGAACAACUGUUACAAACAAAGUCGAAGGUUAUCCUUGUCCAGCUUAUAAGAUCGUUAUUUUGGAUGAAGCAGAUUCAAUGACAAGAGAUGCUCAAUCAGCUUUACGUCGUAUCAUGGAAACUUAUUCUAAAACAACCCGUUUUUGUUUGAUCUGUAAUUAUGUUAGUCGUAUUAUCGAACCUAUUACAUCACGAUGUGCAAAGUUUAGAUUUAAAUCAUUACCAGUAGCUGAUUUAGAAGAACGUCUUCAAAUGAUUUGUGAGAGAGAAGGUGUUAAUUUAGCAGCCAAUACAUUAAAAACAUUAAUUGAAUGUUCAGGUGGAGAUCUUCGAAAAGCCAUCACAUUUUUACAAAGUGGAUAUAAUCUACAAGGAAAAAACCCAAUCACACCUCGUAUGAUUAAUGAAAUGGCUGGCAUUAUUCCUGAAGAAUCGAUGAAUGAAUUAAUCAACAUUUGGAUGAAUCAUGAUGAUGUGAAAGAGAUUCAGAGAAAAGUACAAAAUAUUAUGAAUGAAGGCUAUUCCGGAGAAAAUAUUAUGAAUCAAAUUCAUGAUGCCAUCAUUAAAAAUGAUAGCUUAAACACACUUCAAAAGGCAAAGAUCUCCCAAUAUAUGGCAACAGUGGAUAUUGAUUUAAUUCAAGGAGCAGAUGAACAUUUGCAAGUAUUAAAUUUGAUGGUGCAUAUCGCUGAGAUUGCAGCCAUUUAAUUAAAAUAAAUAACCAAAAAAAAAAAAAGAU